GGAUAACGGGGAGAAUGGAGACUGGUGCAACGACAAACGACACAUAGCCUAUGUCUUUACCACGACCUCGCUCAAGAAAUGAUGCACCUCUCAAAUUCCUCGCGUACCGAGGCCUUACACCGAAGUCAGAAGAUAAGGUAAAUGGCUGAAUCGAGUUGGGAGCUAUUGUGCCUCUGUCUGGCUGACCAAUGCAGUGUGUAGGGACGGUCGCCCAGCCCGACGAAAACAUGAACGGAGCGGGGGAGCAGGUGGACAUCCUGUCUCCCAACUGCAUGGUAAAGGACCGAUGGAAAGUGCUGAAGAAGAUUGGUGGGGGAGGUUUUGGUGAGAUCUAUGAAGCAUUGGACCUGCUGACCAGGGAGAAUGUGGCUCUGAAGGUAGAGUCAGCCCAGCAGCCUAAACAGGUUCUCAAGAUGGAGGUGGCCGUCCUCAAGAAACUGCAAGGGAAAAAUCAUGUAUGUAAAUUCAUUGGAUGUGGAAGGAACGAGAAGUUUAACUAUGUGGUCAUGCAACUUCAGCAGGGGAGAAACCUAGCAGACCUGAGGAGGAGUCAGCCUCGCGGCACCUUCACCAUGAGCACCACGCUACGCCUGGGCAAACAGAUUCUGGAGUCCAUAGAGGCCAUCCACUCUGUGGGCUUCCUGCACAGAGACAUCAAGCCUUCUAACUUUGCUAUGGGUCGACUCCCCUCCACCUAUAGAAAGUGCUUCAUGUUAGACUUUGGCCUGGCUCGCCAGUACACCAACACUACCGGAGAGGUUCGACCGCCCAGAACUGUGGCGGGAUUUCGGGGAACUGUUCGUUAUGCGUCAGUAAAUGCUCAUAAAAACAAAGAAAUGGGUCGCCAUGACGAUCUAUGGUCGCUAUUUUACAUGUUGGUAGAGUUUGCAGUCGGUCAGUUACCAUGGAGAAAAAUUAAAGAUAAGGAGCAAGUGGGUCAGAUUAAAGAGCGCUAUGACCACAGAAUGCUGCUCAAACACAUGCCUUCUGAGUUUUACAUCUUCCUAGAUCAUGUUUUAGGCCUUGACUACUUCACCAAACCAGAUUACCAGUUGCUGAUGUCGGUUUUUGAGAACAGUAUGAAGGAACAUAUCAUCACAGAGAACGAGCCUUUUGAUUGGGAGAAGGGAGGGACGGAUGGAGUGCCUCUGUCCACCAGCACGUCAACGCCCCCUCAACAGAACACACGACAGACUCCCGCCGUGAUCGGGGUGGUGAACGUGACUCUGGUUCCUGGGGAGCUGCCGAGGGAGAACACAGAUGACGUUCUACAAGACGAGCACCUGAGUGACCAGGAGAACGCUCCACCUGCAGUACCCAGCAGGCCUUGCGAGGGGACACCUCCCCAGAUGGAAGCCGAGGCGUGGAACGACACCGACUUAAACCGCAACCAACUCAGGAUCAGCAUCAGCAAGGGGAAGUUGGCUGCGGAGGAAGAGGAGCCUGCCAGAGGGACGUGUCCUGAUGCCCUCGUGGGUGGAGCUCCCCCAGAAAUGACUGGUGCUCAGGUCUGUGCUCUGCGGUACCGGAGGAUCAACAGCCCAGAGUCAGACCGUCUGUCCGCCGCAGACGGGAGACCAGACAUCUACGACAAACGAGGGUCUCGUAUGGACAUCCUGGGAUCCCCGUCCCGCCACGUGCAGUCCUCCCAGCCAGCCCAGAUGCACUCCCUGGAGGGAGGAGGUGGGGACCGGCAGGGUGGCAGUGGUAGACCAGGUCAAGAGGUCUCCGUAGCCUCUGUGGCCGACCCCGAGGCCCACAGUAACGCGUUCAUCCGGUCUGUACCACUCGCCGAGGAGGAAGACUUUGACAGCAAGGAGUGGGUGAUCAUCGACAAGGAGACUGAGCUCCAGGACUUCCUGGGUCUCCUGGGCCCAGGGGCUGAGCCCACCACCUCGGGGCCCACCACCGACGAGGAGCCUGAGGAGCUGAGGCCCCUAGACGAAAUGGAGGAGUGGAGGAGGUUACGGGGAGCUGGAGGUGGAGAGGUGGUGGUGAGGCCAAAGACGCGAGCAGGAGCCAUUGGGGCACAGCCAGAAGGGGAGGGGUCUAAUGGGGCCAGUCCUGGGUACCCAGGUUAUCACACUCUGCCUCAUAGCCGUGGACACAGACCACGGCCACAGUCGGAGUACUUUGUAGCUCACGGACAGGCCCUGGAGCAGAUCAGCCCAUACCAGGGUGGCAGUGGGGAGGACCUCAACUUCCAGAGUGUAGAGAGAGAGAGGCCUAAACUACCCACGCUGGCCCAGCAUCGCUUUCGACGGGUGGACUUCCUCUCUGCCAUGCUCACCGGCGCCGCCACCCUUCCACCACUCCAAACCUCCUUUGAGGUUGAUUCCAGAACAUGUGUUGAGCAGGAUGAGGAUGGGAAUGUGGAUGCUGCUGAGGUCGGGGCUGGGGCUGGGGCAGUGUCCAGCGGUGAUGGGAGCCCCAAGAGCAGCGAGCACAGCCAAGAGGGUGAUGAUGGAGCUCCCUCUACUCUCCUUGCAGAUGAGCCUCCUCGGGAAUACCCUCGCCGGGCCUCUUCAGGAGUGGGGUUUGGUGGUGAUCCGGACCUGGAGCUGGAGGAAGGCUCCAAGACCCUGGUGCUCUUCUCCCCUGGAGACGUGAGGAGGUCCCUUGCCGUGGUGGGUGAUCUGCCCCCGGACGAUGCCGGGAGUCACCAGGGGACGCUGGCAGCCAUCACACCCCAGUGCGAGAGAGCUCUGGGACCUCUGGGAAGCCUGCUUGACGUGUCUGAGCCAAGUACUUUGUUCACGCAGUUGAAGUCCGAGCCCAAACCGCCUUCGACGGCCAUCUCCGCCAUCCUGGUCAAUGUGGCGCCCUAUGUUGUUACUCCCACCAGCACCUCCCCUCCUUUCACCAAAGUAGAGCGGACAUUCGUACACAUUGCCGAGACUACCCACCAUAAUGUGAUGAGCUCCUCAGGGACUCUGCAGCUCAGGCUGCUGCUCCCUGGGCUGGUUGAGGAGCCCACAGACGAACAGGAGAACCACUCGGAGGAAGAGAAAGAGCAGGAUGUCUUGGAUGGAGAGAAAGAGAGGAGCAGGGAGAGCAGAUCCGAUGUGGACCGUUCAGACUUUGAGAAGGAGAGGGAAAGUGGAUCUGAGGGCAAGGGCAAGGUUCCAAACAGAGACAGUGAAGAGGGGAGGGAGAGUGGAUCUGAGGGCAAGGUUCCAAACAGAGACAGUGAAGAGGGGAGGGAGAGUGGAUCUGAAGGGGAGUUCCAGAAGACAUACGACGUACAGAGGAGGGAGAGUGGAUCAGAAAGCAAUGUCUUUGAGAAAGAAGAGGAAGGGGACGAAGUGAGCAGGUUUGAGGAGGAGGAAGAGGAGAAGAAAGAGAGUAGGUCCAAGGAGGAAGAUUCCGAGAGAGAAAUCCCAGGUUCCCCAGAGAGAGACAACAGGGCUAAGGAGGAGGAAAAGGAUGUUGCAAAGAAGGAGGUUGAGGAGUUAAUCUCCCCAGAAAAAGAGAUGGAAGAAGAGCCAGAACUUGGGGACGAAGCCCAGCCAGCGAUCCAGUCAAACCUCUCCUCUCCCAUUCUUGGUGCCCCAGAAGAACCUGAAGCCCAGGAUAUCCUGGCAAUUUCAAUAGAAACCAAGUUAGACUCUGAAACAGAGGACACCCCUAUUGUCAUUUCGCCUGAGAUGGAGCCUGCCCAAGACGUGAUGUUAGCAGAGAAGGAGAGCCAGAUCCAUCUCGAACAAAACAAUGAGGCUUCUCCACAGGAGGAACCCAAGGACCCUGGUGACCCAGAAAAAUUGGCAGAGGCCAGCAAACAGACCAGGCCUCAGAAAAUGAGCCGAAUCCCGGUUCUCUCUCGGUCUGAGGAGGACACCAGCUCGGACCAGGACCAGUCGGCGGCGUCCCAGUCAUUCAAGUCUCGUCAGAGGGCCAAGCGACCUCACCUAGCACGGCUGGUCAUGGAAAGGAGGCAAGGUCGCAUGAUAAGACUGGCUUCUGUUUCCUCUGCGUCCUCUGCGGAUGAUGGCUGUAAAGUUCCAGCAGAGAUCCAGUCAGAGGAAGACACCCAUGAUGAGGACAACUAUCUGCCCAGGAAGGAGAGGGGAAUUUGGGGGGAGAGGAGUGAGGGGCGUCAAAGGAGCAGAAUACCCCGUCCUGUCAUGCCUGUUAAGCUACAGGGAUCCUCUGUUACACCGUUUCAUGCUGUCUCCCAAACUGGCCCCAGUGCUAAUCUCCACAAACCCCAACUUUCAACUAUAUAUGCUAGGCAUCAAUCUCAUAAAACUAGGACCCCAAGAAUAAAUGUUCCACUGCACCAGAGGUCCCAGACUCUGCAGUCCCAACCCGGACCCGGGGCCAACUCCUCCUUCUUAUUCUCCACCCCCCAGACCCCCCUGCGUGGGGUCAUCUCCCGAAUCCCUCUCUCUGCAUGCCCCUCCCCCCGUAGCCUCAGCACCUCCCCCUGUUGCUACUCCACUUCCCGGACUGACAGCCCCUCCCCUCAGCGCCCACGCCGGGGGGCUGCAGUUACAGAAGUCCGGAGGCAGCUCAUAUCCGUGCGGGCGCAGACUGCACUUCCGCUAAAACCCAGACCGCCUCAAACCGAUGAUUCCUCAGCCCCUGGGACGCCCAGGAGGCGAGGCAAACUUUACCCGUUGUCAUCUACAUCCACACCCACCAAGGGGAAGUCAGAUGCUUCUGAGAGCAAGACAACCACCAGAUAAUGUAGCCUAGCUUAGUGUAUCAGGGCUAUCUAUCCACCAGACCACCCACACUGCACUUCACACACCCCUUUAUCUACUGUAUGUCAGAGUAACUCCACGACCUCAAACGUGUUUGUGCAAAAACACUAUGUUUCAACUCUCAGCUUAAGAUAACAAAGAGGGGUCUGCUUCUAAUCACAGUUAAGGCCAAGAACAAAACCAGUAAUAGAGAGUUCCAGGCUGCGGUGAGACCCCCAAUGCCACAGACUAGGGAAGUGGGUGUGACCCCCAAUGCCACAGACUAGGGAAGUGGGUGUGACCCCCCAAUGCCACAGACUAGGGAAGUGGGUGUGACCCCCCAAUGCCACAGACUAGGGAAGUAGGUGAGACUCCCAAUGCCACAGACUAGGGAAGUGGGUCCCCCCCCCCCAAUGCCACAGACUAGGGAAGUGGGCGAGACCCCCAAUGCCACAGACUAGGGAAGUGGGUGAGACCCCCAAUGCCACAGACUAGGGAAGUGGGUGAGACCCCCAAUGCCACAGACUAGGGAAGUGGGUGUGACCCCCCAGUGCCACAGACUAGGGAAGUGGGUGUGACCCCCCAAUGCCACAGACUAGGGAAGUAGGUGAGACCCCCAAUGCCACAGACUAUGGAAG
Messenger RNA from Oncorhynchus masou masou (cherry salmon), 5323 nucleotides. Its product is annotated as tau-tubulin kinase 1-like. Gene Ontology annotation, cellular component: nucleus; cytoplasm. NCBI's taxonomy places the organism in Eukaryota, Metazoa, Chordata, Actinopteri, Salmoniformes, Salmonidae. The transcript has 16 exons. The coding region runs from base 189 to 4688 and encodes 1499 amino acids. Gene Ontology annotation, molecular function: protein serine/threonine kinase activity; ATP binding. The record is from RefSeq and is a predicted model, not a curated record. Gene Ontology annotation, biological process: peptidyl-tyrosine phosphorylation; peptidyl-serine phosphorylation; signal transduction.